Striga asiatica is the source of this 1705-nucleotide messenger RNA. The record is from the annotation of a GenBank genome assembly. Lineage: Eukaryota; Viridiplantae; Streptophyta; Magnoliopsida; Lamiales; Orobanchaceae.
AUGGAACAAGAUGAGGCAGAGAAAAGCUUGCAAAUCCUAUUGAACUUCCUACACAACUUAAGGCAGAAAAAAAUUGAUGAUCUGAAUAAGAUGCAAAAUGAUAUUUUAUACAUCAAGGAUGAUCUAACCGCCGUCGAAAGACACAAAAUGACCCUAAAGCGUGCAAGAGAAAUGCACUGCAAGAAAAAUGAGGGAAAAUUUCAAGUCAGCCCCCAUGGGACACAGAGCAAGGGUGAUGUGCCGACUUCACAACAUGUAGGCGAUCUGGCGGUCAUGCGGAAAAAGCGGUUGACCUUAUCCUGGUUCCAGCCUAUUACGAGUGAUUGCGGAACUUACGCAUGGGGAUCUCUUUCAUUCAGCGAAUAUUAUCUCAAGGUAAGUUGGAAAUUGAAACAUAUAGAAUUUGAUCGUGAUGAUGAGCUGUUUGCCACUGCUGGACUUUCACGCCGUAUAAAAAUUUUCGAUUUCUCUUUGAGUAUCAUGGAAUAUGAGGAACAUGAAAAACGUGCAUGGUGUGUUGAUUUUUCCCGCACAGACCCUUCAAUGCUCGUGUCUGGUAGUGACGACUGCAAGGUUAAAGUAUGGUGUACUAAGCAAGAAGCCAGCGUCCUCAACAUUGAUAUGAAGGCAAAUAUAUGCUCUGUAAAGUAUAAUCCUGAAUCGAGCAAAUAUAUUGUGGUUGGUUCUGCAGAUCAUCAUAUCCAUUAUUAUGACUUGCGGAACACUUGUCAUCCUAUUCAUGUGUUCAGUGGCCACAAAAAAACGGUUUCUUACGUAAAAUUUUUGUCUGAAAACGAACUUGCUUCUGCAUCGACAGAUAGUACGCUUCGACUAUGGGAUGUCAAGCAAAAUUCACUCAAAUCCUUCAUAUCCUCUGCAAUAUUUGGCCUUGUUCUAUUUCAUAACCUGAAAGCAAAUCAUUUAGAGGUGAUGACAUUGCUACUAGGACCACAAGGUAUGCUUCGAAGGCGACUACACAUUGGUACGUCUACUUUACCCUUCACACGUCUAUACUCACUAUAGGCUUGUGUAUUUCAUUUUUUUAAGUUGCUAUUCAUAUGGUAAGCUUGGAUUUAGUAUUCCACAAGUUUUAUUGUAUAUAGACAUGCCGCAGCUGCUUUGAGGUCCUCUCUAGCAUUUUCCCGGUAAGCUCUAAUACUCUAGUUUUGCUAAUCUUACUUGCUUUAGUUAUAGACCCUUUUACAAAUUGUGAAACCUAAAAUGAAGGUCGGCUGUUGUUUUUUCUCCUGCUGCCCUAGCUGUAGUUGAAAAAAAAAAUGGUGGUUGCACAAAUUGUGAAACUUAAAAUGAAGGUUGGCUGUUGUUUUUUUCCUGAUUCCCUAGCUAUAGUUGAAAACAAAAGGUUGUUGCUUAUUGCUAGAUUGGUGGUUAUGUUUUUUGUUUGUUAUUUUUUCAGAUUUAUUUUAGGCAUCAUUUGAACUUAAAAAAUACUAUGACAUUAAAAUGUAAUUAAUUUUAUUUAGGUUUUCAUUAGGAUGUCCAUCUUAUGGCUUAAGGACGGAUGAUGAUUAGUUAUAGACCUUAUUUGCUCUUUUCUUGAUGCUCUUUUACUUUUUUUCUUUCUGUCGUAGCUAUACUUGAAAAGGUUGUUGUUUACCAAGUGGUUAAGUUUCUUUUGUUUUUUAUUUCUCAGACUUAGGCAGAAGGUAACUAGUUUUAUAAUUCAAUAUAUAUAUAUAUAUAU